AUGACCAAAAGGGGUAUCGCACGCACAUUCUUCACAAUGUGUGUGUUUUUUUGCGAGACCUUGUUCUUCCCUCGGUUUUCAGAGUGUUCGAGCACGAGCGUGUUACUGUUCAGCGGGUGCGCGCAGCAACGCUACACCCCAAACUCGCCGUACGAGUCGAACCUGGACUCGCUACUCACCUCGCUGGUGAACUCGGCGACGUACUCGUCGUACAAUAACUUCACGGUGGUGGGGUCCACGCAACAGGACGCGGUGUCCGGCCUCUAUCAGUGUCGCGGCGACCUCGCUAUGCCGGACUGUGCAGCCUGCGUGGCGCGGGCCGUUACGCGCGCUGGUGACAUCUGCCGUGGGCUGUGCGGCGGCGCGGUGCAGCUCGACGGCUGCUUCGUGAAGUACGACAACAUGACAUUCCUUGGCGUGGAAGACAAGACGGUGGUGCUGAAGAAGUGCGGGCCCUCCGUGGGGUACAACCCCGACGCCAUGGGGAGCCGCGACGCCGUACUGGCCGGGCUCGCCGCCGCGGGGGGGAACUUCAGGGUGGGCGGUUCCGGUGGGGUGCGCGGCAUGGCACAGUGUACAGGUGACCUAAGCUACGGCGAGUGCCAGGACUGCUUGGCGGAGGCCAUCUCGCGGCUGAAGGGCGACUGCGGCACGGCGGAUUACGGGGACAUGUUCUUGGGGAAGUGUUAUGCGCGGUAUUCCACCGGUGGGGCCCACGAUGAGUCCAAGGCCCACGGCGAAUCAGGUCACGGAGGCGUAAAGACAUUUGCUAUAAUUAUUGGAUCAUUGGCAGGAGUGGCUAUACUUAUUAUUUUCCUUGCUUUCAUGACCAAAAUUUGUGGGAGACAGGGUAAAUAA
This is a messenger RNA of Sphenostylis stenocarpa, 858 nucleotides long. The record is from the annotation of a GenBank genome assembly. NCBI's taxonomy places the organism in Eukaryota, Viridiplantae, Streptophyta, Magnoliopsida, Fabales, Fabaceae.